AUGACCAGCGUGACCGUGGUAGCUGUGCUUCUCGUUGCCCUGUUCAGAUCCUGCCUUGCGCAGUCUACUGGCAACCAAGAUCGAUGCUGUGCAGCCCUGAAAGCGAGCGCCAUUGGCGACAGAACGGCCUUCCCCGGCAGCAUUACAUACAAGGGAUUUCUCCAUUCCUACUAUGCCAGCAACGCCGAGCUUCAUCCCAACUGUAUUGUCCAGCCUCUCUCGGCACAGGACAUUUCUGUGACCGUCCAGACUCUGACCAACUCGAGUGCUGAGCCCUGUUUCUUCGCCGUCCGCAGCGGCGGCCACGUCGCUGUUACUGGCGCAGCUAAUAUCGAGCAUGGUGUCACUAUCGAUCUCUCAAUGAUGAACGGUACUACGUAUAGCCCUCGCACAGGCACGGCUUCGAUUCAAACUGGAGCUCCCUGGGGCUCGGUGUACGAGACUUUGCUACGUGACAAUGUCACGGUCCCGGGUGGCCGUGUAUCGCCUAUAGGAGCCGGAGGCUUUCUCACGGGUGGCGGAAUUUCCUUCCACGCCGCGCGUGUUGGCAUCAGCUGUGAUAAUGUUCAAGGCUACGAGGUGGUUCUAGCGAGCGGCGAGAUCGUGAACGUGACUCAACACUCGUACCCUGAUCUCUUCAGGGCUCUCAAGGGAGGCUCCAACAAUUUCGGGAUUGUGACCACGUUUGACAUGCCAACUCAGCCUGCAGAAGAUGUUUGGCGUGGUGAUGUUGUCUAUAAUAUCUCCCACACCCGCGAGUUUAUCUCGGCGGCUACAGAAUUUGUCGAUAACAUUGCCACCGACCCCUUCGCUUCCUUCGAGGGAAUCUUUUCGUACAAUUCCACCACGGAUCUGACUUUAAUAGGCAAUAUCUUGGUUUACACAAGGCCAGUUGCGCGGCCUGCAGCUUACCACGCGUUCUACCAGAUCCCUAAUAUCACUGAUAUUUCGAGAUUGACGACGAUCAUGAACAUCACUGAGUAUACAUAUGUAUCUUACCGUAUAGCCGGCCGAACAGGCACCUAUCUCAACCGAGCGGACAUCAUCCAUAAAGCCACCAGGGUCUUGUCCAAGGGAAUCCGCGCAGCCAAGUCCCGAGCGCAGAGCAAGGACUUCAGCGUUAUUCUCGUCGUUCAACCAUGGGUCCCUCUUUUUUGGAAAAACAGCCAAGCCCGAGGAGGGAACGUGCUUGGAUUGGAGCGGUUCGACCAAAACAUGAUCAACAUCGACUGGAGCUACUUCUGGAAUGACAAAGCCGACGAUGGCCUCUUCGAUGACAUAGUUGGAUCUGCACAGGUAGAGAUGGAUGAAUAUGCAAAGUCAACGGGUGCAUAUAAUGAGUUCAUAUACUUACAUUAUGCCGGUCGCACCCAGAACCCGCUGCGUGGGUAUGGACGGGAUAAUGUGGAGUUCAUGCGACAGGUGUCGAGGAAGUAUGAUCCACAAGGUGUGUUUCAGCGUUUGGUUCCGGGGGGUUUCAAGAUCUCCAGCGUAGGAAGCGAUUGA
Molecule: messenger RNA, 1506 nt
Organism: Aspergillus heteromorphus CBS 117.55
Lineage: Eukaryota; Fungi; Ascomycota; Eurotiomycetes; Eurotiales; Aspergillaceae
Product: FAD-binding oxidoreductase
Exons: 4
Coding region: 1-1506 (501 amino acids)
Molecular function (GO): FAD binding
Source: RefSeq, a predicted model, not a curated record